This is a messenger RNA of Peromyscus eremicus (cactus mouse), 7151 nucleotides long. It is a transcript of the gene Acan, whose product is annotated as aggrecan. The transcript has 17 exons. Gene Ontology annotation, biological process: cell adhesion. The record is from RefSeq and is a predicted model, not a curated record. NCBI's taxonomy places the organism in Eukaryota, Metazoa, Chordata, Mammalia, Rodentia, Cricetidae. Gene Ontology annotation, molecular function: hyaluronic acid binding; calcium ion binding. Bases 1 to 6741 code for a protein of 2246 amino acids.
AUGACCACUUUACUAUUGGUCUUUGUGACUCUGAGGGUCAUCGCGGCAGUGAUCUCAGAAGAAAUUCCAGACCAUGACAACUCACUGAGCGUGAGCAUCCCUCAACCAUCCCCACUGAAGGUCCUCCUAGGGACUUCCCUCACCAUCCCCUGCUACUUCAUCGACCCCAUGCGUCCUGUGACCACUGCACCCUCCACUGCCCCCCUUGCCCCAAGAAUCAAGUGGAGCCGCGUUUCCAAAGAGAAAGAGGUCGUACUGUUGGUGGCCACUGAAGGACAGGUUCGAGUCAACAGCAUCUACCAAGACAAGGUGUCAUUACCCAACUAUCCAGCCAUCCCCAGUGACGCCACCUUGGAAAUCCAGAACCUUCGCUCCAAUGACUCUGGGAUCUAUCGCUGUGAGGUGAUGCAUGGCAUUGAGGACAGCGAAGCCACCCUGGAGGUCAUAGUAAAAGGUAUCGUGUUCCACUACAGAGCCAUCUCCACACGCUACACGCUGGACUUUGACCGAGCACAGCGGGCCUGCCUGCAGAACAGCGCCAUCAUCGCCACACCUGAGCAACUGCAGGCUGCCUAUGAGGAUGGCUUCCACCAGUGCGAUGCGGGCUGGCUGGCUGACCAGACCGUCAGGUACCCCAUCCACACUCCUCGGGAAGGCUGCUAUGGAGACAAGGAUGAGUUUCCUGGAGUGAGAACCUACGGCAUCCGAGACACCAAUGAGACCUAUGAUGUGUACUGCUUCGCUGAGGAGAUGGAGGGCGAGGUCUUUUAUGCCACAUCCCCAGAGAAGUUCACCUUCCAGGAGGCAGCCAAUGAGUGCCGCAGGCUGGGGGCGCGGCUGGCCACCACGGGCCAGCUCUACCUGGCCUGGCAGAGCGGGAUGGACAUGUGCAGCGCCGGCUGGCUGGCCGACCGCAGCGUGCGCUACCCCAUCUCCAAAGCUCGGCCCAACUGCGGAGGCAACCUCCUGGGUGUAAGGACUGUCUAUCUGCACGCCAACCAGACAGGCUAUCCUGACCCCUCAUCCCGCUAUGACGCCAUCUGUUACACAGGGGAAGACUUUGUAGACAUCCCAGAAAACUUCUUCGGGAUGGGCGGUGAAGACGACAUCACCAUCCAGACAGUGACCUGGCCAGACCUGGAGCUGCCCCUGCCCCGAAAUAUCACUGAGGGAGAAGUCCGGGGCAAUGUGAUCCUCACCGCAAAGCCCAUCUUCGACCUGUCCCCCACUAUCUCAGAGCCGGAGGAGGCCCUCACAGUUAUCCCUGAUGUGAGGGCCACAGCCUUCCCUGAGGCUGAGGAGAGAACUGAAGGGGCCACCAGGCCCUGGGGCUUUCCUGAGGAAAGCACACGUGGGCUGGACUCUGCCACGGCCUUCACCAGUGAGGACCUGGUGGUACAAGUGACCCUCGGGCCAGGUGCAGCUGAAGUCCCUGGCCAGCCCCGCUUGCUGGGGGGAGUUGUAUUCCACUAUCGCCCGGGCUCCACCAGAUACUCUCUGACAUUUGAGGAGGCACAGCAGGCCUGCAUGCAGACCGGGGCGGUCAUGGCCUCACCUGAGCAGCUCCAGGCUGCCUAUGAGGCAGGCUAUGAGCAGUGUGAUGCUGGCUGGCUGCAGGACCAGACCGUCAGAUACCCCAUUGUGAGCCCUCGGACCCCAUGUGUGGGCGACAAGGACAGCAGCCCCGGGGUCAGGACCUAUGGCGUGCGCCCGUCAUCAGAGACCUAUGAUGUCUACUGCUACGUGGACAAGCUUGAGGGGGAAGUGUUCUUCGCCACACGCCUCAAGCAGUUCACCUUCCAGGAAGCGCAGGCCUUCUGUGAAGCCCAAAAUGCCACCUUGGCCUCCACUGGCCAGCUCUACGCUGCCUGGAGCCGUGGCCUGGACAAGUGCUAUGCUGGCUGGCUGGCAGAUGGCAGCCUCCGAUACCCCAUCGUCACCCCUCGGCCUGCCUGCGGUGGGGACAAACCGGGCGUGAGAACUGUCUACCUCUACCCCAACCAGACCGGCCUCCCAGACCCAUUGUCCAGGCACCAUGCCUUCUGCUUCCGAGGUGUGUCAGUGGUGACCUCUGCAGGACAAGAAGAAGGCGGCAUUCCCACAUCACCCUCCGACAUAGAGGACUGGAUCGUCACUCAGGUGGGGCCUGGUGUGGAGGCUGUCCCAUUGGAGACGGAGCCAGCAGCAGGGCCAGGUUUCACCACUGAAUCAGAAAAACAGACUGAAUGGGAACCAGCCUACACCCCAGUGGGUACAUCCCCACUGCCAGGGAUCCCUCCCACGUGGCUUCCCACCAUCUCAGCAGCAGAGGAUCACACUGAAAUCCCCUCUGCCUCAGAAGUGCCUUCCACCUCAGAGGAGCCAUAUACAACAUCACUUACGUCGCCAAGUGGGACGGAGCUGCCCGGCUCUGGGGAGGCAUCAGGGCCACAUGGCAUCAGUGGUGACUUCACAGGCAGCGGAGAAGCUUCAGGACACCUUGACUCCAGUGGGCAGCCAUCAAGGGGCAGUGAAAGUGGACUUCCCUCUGGUGACCUCGACUCCAGUGGCCUCAGCCCCACAGUGAGCUCAGGCCUGCCUGUAGAAAGUGGACUGGCCUCAGGGGAUGGAGAAGGAGUGGCGUGGUCCCACACUCCCACAGUUGGCAAGCUGCCCUCUGGAGGUGAGGGCCUAGAAGGCUCUGCCUCUGGAGACCUUAGCGGGUUGCCUUCUGGAAGGGAAACAAUAGAAACUUCUGCUUCUGGAGCAGAAGAUAUCAGCGGGCUUCCUUCUGGAGGAGAUGGUCCAGAAACUUCUACCUCUAGAGUAGAGGAUGUCAGCAGGCUUCCUUCUGGAGAAGGUCUAGAAACUUCUACCUCUGGAGUAGAGGAUGUCAGUGGGAUUCCUAUUGGAAGAGAAGGUCUAGAAACUUCUACCUCUGGAAUUGAGGAUGUCAGUGGAAUUCCUACUGAAAGAGAAGGUCUAGAGACAUCUGCCUCUGGAGUAGAGGACCUCAGUGGACUUCCUUCUGGAGAAGGUCCAGAAACAUCUACCUCUGGAAUAGAGGACAUCAGUGUACUUCCUACUGGAGGAGAAAAUCUAGAAACUUCUGCUUCUGGAGUGGGAGAUCUGAGUGGACUUUCCUCAGGAGGAGAAAGUCUAGAAACAUCUGCUUCAGGUACAGAGGACGUCACCCAGCUUCCUACUGAAAGAGAAGGUCUAGAGACCUCUGCUUCUGGAGUAGAGGACAUCAAUGUGCUUCCUACUGGAAGAGAAAGUCUAGAAACUUCUGCCUCUGGCGUAGAGGAUGUUAGUGGACUUCCUUCUGGAACAGGAGGUCUAGAAACUUCUGCCUCUGGCAUAGAGGACUUUACUGUGCUCCCUACUGAAGCAGAAGUUCUAGAAACUUCUGCCUCUGGAGCAGAGGAUGUUAGUGGACUUCCUUCCGGAACAGGAGGUCUAGAGCCUUCUGCCUCUGGCAUAGAGGACAUUAGUCAGCUCCCUACUGAAGCAGAAGGUCUAGAAACUUCCACCUCUGGAGGCUAUGUCAGUGGGAUUCCUUCUGGUGGAGAUGCUAUAGAAACCUCUGCUUCUGGAGUAGAGGGUGUGAGUGGACUUCCUUCUGGAGGUGAUGGUGUAGAAACUUCUGCCUCUGGAGUGGAGGAUCUUGGUCUUUCUACCAGGGAAGGUCUGGAGAUUUCUGCUUCCGGAGAAGGUGUUACUGGUUCUCCUUCUGGAAGAGAGGAUCUAGAGCCCUCUGUUUCUGGGGUGGGUGAUGACCUCAGUGGACUUCCUUCUGGAAAAGAAGGCCUAGAGACCUCGGCUUCUGGAGCUGAGGACCUUGGUGGGUUGCCUUCUGGACAAGAAGAUUUGGUAGGUUCUGCUUCUGGAGCCCUGGACUUUGAUAAGGUUCCUUCCGGAACUCUAGGAAGUGGCCAAACUCCAGAAGCAAGUGGCCUUCCCUCUGGAUUUAGUGGUGAGUAUUCUGGAGUGGACGCUGGAAGUGGCCCAUCCUCUGGCCUGCCUGACUUCAGUGGACUUCCGUCUGGGUUCCCAACUGUCUCCCUAGUGGACAGUACCUUAGUGGAAGUGGUCACAGCCACCACUGCCAGUGAACUGGAAGGAAGGGGAACCAUUGGCAUCAGUGGUGCAGGAGAAGUAUCAGGGCUGCCCCUCAGUGGGUUGGACAGUAGUGGGGACAUUAGUGGUCUCCCUUCAGGAACUGAACUCAGUGGCCAAGCAUCGGGGGCUCCUGGAGUCAGUGGAGAAACAUCUGGAUAUUUUGAUGCUAGUGGACAGCCAUUUGGGUCUCCUGACAUCAGUGGGGGAACAUCUGGGAUUCCUGAAGUCAGUGGGCAGCCAUCAGGGAUUCCUGACACCAGCGGGACCUCUGAAGUGACUGAGCUUAGUGGACUGUCCUCUGGACAACCGGAUGUCAGUGAAGAAGGCUCUGGAGCUCUCUUUGGCAGUGGCCAGACCUCCGGCAUAACUUCCGUGAGUGGAGAAACUUCUGGGCUUCCAGAUCUCAGUGGGCAGCCCUCAGGGUUGCCGGCGUUCAGCGGAACAACACCCAGAACCCCAGACCUAGCUUCUGGCACCAUGAGUGGUAGUGGGGACUCUUCUGGCAUCACAUUCGUGGACACUAGUCUUGUCGAAGUGACCCCUACCACAUUUAAAGAAGAAGAAGGCUUAGGAUCUGUGGAACUCAGCGGCCUCCCUUCAGGGGACAUGGAUCUGUCCGGCACGUCUGCGGCGGUGGAUAUCAGUGGACAAUCUUCUGGGACAAUUGAUUCCAGUGGAUUCACAUCCCCAGCUCCAGAACUCAGUGGCCUCCCAAGCGGAGGAGCCGAGGUCAGUGGAGAAUUCUCUGGAGCUGAGGCUGGCAGCAGCUUGCCCUCCGGAGCGUAUGCUGGCAGUGAACUUGCCUCGGCUCUCCCUACUGUGUCGCUUGUAGACAGAACUUUGGUGGAAUCUAUAACCCAGGCUCCCACGGCUCAAGAAGCUGGAGAAGGGCCUUCGGGCAUUUUGGAACUCAGUGGUACCCAUUCUGGAACACCAGACAUGUCUGGGGACCUUUCUGGGUCUUCGGACCUAAGCACCCUGCAGUCUGGGCUGGUGGAACCCAGCACAGAGCCACCGAGCUCUCCGUAUUUCAGUGGGGACUUUUCUAGCAGCACUGAUGUAAGUGGAGAAUCCGUGGCUGCCACAGCCGGCAGCGGGGAAGCCUCGGGGCUUCCGGAAGUCACUUUAAUCACUUCAGAGUUAGUGGAGGGUGUGACUGAACCAACUGUUUCCCAGGAACUUGGCCAAGGGCCUUCUGUGACAUAUACUCCCGGGCUCUUUGAUGCCAGUGGGGAAGCCUCAGCGUCUGAGGACCUUGGCGGAGCUGUGACAAACUUCCCUGGGUCUGGGGUAGAAGCAUCAGUCCCAGAAGCCAGCAGCGAGUCCUCCUUGGCUUACCCUGAGGCUGGAGUGGGAGCGUCUGUUGCCCCCGAGGCCAGCAGUAAACUGUCUGGGUUCUCAGAUCUGCAUGAAAUCACCUCUGCUUCCCACGAAGCAGAUCUGGAGGUGACAACCUCAGGCACCGAGGUGAGCAGCACCGAGGUGAGCAGCACCUCAUGGACCUUUCAGGAAGGCACCAGGGAGGGGUCUGCUGCUCUGGAAGUGAGUGGAAAAUCUACCACUACCUCCAGUGUGGACACAGACACUUCGGGCAUACCUUCUUCUGCCAUUCCCGUGGCUUCCGGAGACAGGACCGAAGUCAGUGGAGAAUGGUCUGAUCACACCUCAGAGCAGAAUGCUGCCAUCAGCACCACUCUCCCAGAGUACGAGCGGGCCCAGCCUACCCAGAGCCCUGCAGAGACACAUCAAGAGAUCGAAUCCCCGAUCCCCUCAUACUCAGGAGAGGAGGCCCAAACAGCAGAAACAACCAUAUCCCUGACAGACGGCCCCAGCCCCUCCUCUCCAGAAGGGUCAGGGGAAGCAGAGUCAACAGCAGCAGACAUUGAUGAGUGCCUCUCAAGCCCUUGUCUGAAUGGAGCCACCUGCGUGGAUGCCAUCGACACUUUCACAUGCUUAUGCCUUCCCAGCUACGGAGGGGACCUGUGUGAGAUCGACCAGGAACAAUGCGAGGAGGGCUGGACCAAAUUCCAGGGCCACUGUUACCGCCACUUCCCGGACCGCGAGACCUGGGUGGACGCCGAGAGAAGGUGUCGAGAGCAGCAGUCACAUCUGAGCAGUAUUGUCACCCCCGAGGAACAGGAGUUUGUCAACAAAAAUGCUCAAGACUACCAGUGGAUAGGUCUGAAUGACAGGACCAUCGAAGGGGACUUCCGCUGGUCUGAUGGACACUCCCUGCAAUUUGAGAAGUGGCGUCCCAACCAGCCUGACAACUUCUUUGCCACUGGAGAGGACUGCGUGGUGAUGAUCUGGCAUGAGCAGGGCGAAUGGAACGAUGUACCCUGCAAUUACCAGCUGCCCUUCACCUGCAAAAAGGGCACCGUGGCCUGUGGAGACCCCCCAGUGGUGGAGCAUGCCAGGACCCUCGGGCAGAAGAAGGACCGAUAUGAGAUCAGCUCCCUGGUGCGGUACCAGUGUACCGAGGGCUUUGUCCAGCGCCACGUGCCCACCAUCCGGUGCCAGCCCAGUGGGCACUGGGAAGAACCUCGAAUCACCUGCACAGACCCCACCACCUACAAGCGCAGGCUACAGAAGCGGAGCUUGAGAGCCACACAGAGGAGCCGUCCCAGCAUGGCCCACUGAGAGGAGCUUCCAUGACCACGACGUGCCCCCAGGAUGCUGAGCCCAGCGGCCAGCCAGGCUGACCGUGCAUCCCAGCCAGAAGGGUGUCUUCCUGUCGCUUGUUGUCAUAUAAGGAAUCCAUUAAAGAAGGAAAAAUACCCCACAUUCUCUGUGCCCCAACUCCUCACAUCACCCAAACUCCAUCUAAUUUGUCUCCCACCCCACCCCACCCCGAAAAAAAUGCCAAAGCGAAUUUCCUGUGACCCGUGGACUGAGUUUAGAGAUACUUCUUCGAUCUCCCACCGUGCCUUUCCAGGGACCAGUGCAGGGACAGGGUGAGAAGGAAAGGGUUAAAUUAAAUAAAGAAGAUUAUUAUUUUUUUUUGUUGUUUCCUGACUUUACCUAAGAGCAGUGCAGUGGUCGGUUAUUUC